Molecule: messenger RNA, 1902 nt
Organism: Gryllus bimaculatus (two-spotted cricket)
Lineage: Eukaryota; Metazoa; Arthropoda; Insecta; Orthoptera; Gryllidae
Source: the annotation of a GenBank genome assembly
AUGGGGGCCCCGGGGGAGCCCGGGGCGGCCAGGUCGGCUGAGGAGGGGCGCAUCGGGCCAGGGGGGGAACCCAGCAGCCAGAAGCCUCCGUGGCGGGCGGUGGGCGCGCUCGCGAGGGGGCCUGCCGCCGGGCGCGGACGCUGCGCAGCCGCGGUGGCCGGAAGCUGCGCGCGUCGCCUGCGCGCGGCGCUGCGCCACGUGUGCCUGGCGUCGUCCAUCCCCGGCCUGCGCUUCUGCGCCGCGCAGCACCUGCAUCCGGUCGAGAGGUUGGUGUGGGCGGCGGUGGUGGCGGCGUCGAUGGGCGCGGCGUUGGUGUUGGUGCUGCGCAACUACCAGCGCUUCUCGCAGAGCCCCACCGUGGUGGCGCUGGAGAUGGACUUCGCCAACUGGAACGUGUCGCUGCCCGCCAUCACCGUCUGCUUCCCCGGGCGAGCGGACCCGCAGCGCGCAGAGGCCGCUUCGCAAUUGGAUGUGAAUCCGGAAGCUUCUUCACCUCGUGAGUCGCAAAUAUACCCGCUGCCCGCCAUGCGCACGCUCACAGAGGCGGGGCUGUGCUACGCCUUUGGCAGCCUGCACGCUCGACACUUCGCCCCGAGGUACGCCGUCUACUUUCUCAGCCACUGCACUCAAUCUGCGCCCGCUGUGCAGAACUCUACCCACUCACAGUCACUGACCAUCGUGGCCACGCUCACAGAUGUGCUACACCAGUUGCAACCUACUCGCCGGACACAUUUUGAGCCUUCUCCUCAGCUCACAGCCCCCCUACACUCUCCGGUGGCGGUGCACGGGCGGCGGCAGCUGGCCGGGUCGGGCGCGGAGGCCGACGGGCGCUGGCGCCGGGCGACGCUGGGCACGUGGGAGCGCUGGAACUUCGAGGGGCUGCAGCUGCUGGCGUCGCGCCACACGCUGGCGCUGCCCGCGCGCCAGCGGCGCUGCGCCACCGGCCGCUGGGCCGACUGCGUGCCGCGCUGCCGCCGCGACGCCACCCUGCGCCUCUGCGCCUGCGCGCCCUUCUUCUACCGCCCGCUCGUUGCCCAGGCCUGUCCUAGGGUUGUGAGACGCGGGGGUGCGCUCCUGGCGCGCGCAGGGCCGGCGCCGCUGUGCCGCGCGCAGGGGCUGCGCUGCCUGAGCGAGCGCUGGGCGCAGCUGCAACGCGAGGCCGCCGGCUGCCGCUCCUCCUGCGCCCCGCCCUGCUCCGUCACGCUCUACCACUUUCACGGGCCCAACGGCCGCACGCGACACGGGAAAGGGAGGCGACUGGCCCCCGCAACCCGCGCCACCGACCCACCCCCUCCCUCCCCCCCUCCCCUCCCCUCCCCUCCCCUCCCCUCCCUCGCCCCGCCCCCGCCCCGCCCCGCCCCCACUCGCCUCGCCCUCGCCUCGCCACUCGCCUCGCCGCUCGCCUCGCCCCUCGCCGCUCGCCGCCACGCCACACGCCACUCGCCCGCCACUCGCCUCGCCGCUUCGCCUCCGCCUCGCCUCGCCUCGCUCCCUCGCGUCCGUGCCCCCCCUCGCCUCGCCCCCCCUUCGCCUCGCCCGCCCUCGCCUUCGCCGCUCUCGCCUCGCCGCCUCGCCUCGGCCCUCGCCUCGCCCUCGCCUCCGCCCUCCCAUCCUCUCCUCCCUCGCCUCCUCGCUGCCCCUCGCCUCGCCCGCCCGCUCGCUCGCCACGCCACACUCGUCGCCACUCGCCUCGCCCGCUUCGCCUACGCCACUCGCCCCGCCCCCGCCCCUUCCCUUUUACACAGUUUAAAACUCCCACAGUGUAAAGUCCUACUUUUACAGUUAAAAACUCUGUGUGACGUGCGAUGGGGAGAGGUUAAUUUCAAGUUACAUUUAUGUCCAGAAGCAAAACAAGGGGCCAUCUCAGCAUUUGCUCGAAGAUCGUACAGUGAUACAAAAUGA